This is a messenger RNA of Lepus europaeus (European hare), 1755 nucleotides long. RefSeq names its product coiled-coil domain containing 149 (gene CCDC149). The transcript has 12 exons. The coding region runs from base 66 to 1616 and encodes 516 amino acids. Lineage: Eukaryota; Metazoa; Chordata; Mammalia; Lagomorpha; Leporidae. The record is from RefSeq and is a predicted model, not a curated record.
GGCGGCGCGGGGAGGCGGUGGCGGAGGGCGUCCGUGCGGCCCGGCGGCGCCCGCACGAAGAGGCCAUGAACGGCGACCGCACCGAGAGCGACUGGCAGGGGCUGGUGAGCGAGUACCUGGUGUGUAAAAGGAAGCUGGAGAGUAAGAAGGAAGCGCUCCUGAUCCUCUCCAAGGAGCUGGACAGCUGCCAGCAGGAACGGGACCAGUACAAACUCAUGGCCAACCAGCUUCGGGAGCGCCACCAGUCGCUGAAGAAAAAGUACCGAGAACUGAUCGAUGGAGAUCCAUCACUACCCCCUGAGAAGAGAAAGCAGGCUAACCUGGCACAACUGUUGCGAGAUUCGCAAGACCGAAAUAAACACCUGGGAGAAGAGAUUAAAGAACUUCAGCAAAGGCUCGGCGAAGUGCAAGGUGACAAUAAGCUCCUGAGGAUGACGAUUGCCAAACAAAGGCUGGGGGACGAGGAGAUCGGCGUUCGGCACUUUGCAGCCCACGAGCGCGAAGACUUGGUGCAGCAGCUGGAGCAGGCUAAGGAGCAGAUCGAAGCCCUGGAGCACGACCUGCAGGCCUCGGUGGAUGAGCUUCAGGACGUGAAAGAGGAGCGCUGUUCCUACCAGGACAAGGUGGAGAGGCUGAACCAGGAGCUCAACCACAUCCUGGGCGGCCACGAGAACCGCAUCAUUGACGUGGACGCCCUGUGCAUGGAGAACAGGUAUCUUCAAGAGAGGUUAAAACAACUCCACGAAGAGGUCAACCUUUUGAAAUCGAACAUUGCCAAAUAUAAGAAUGCUCUUGAGAGGCGGAAGAACUCGAAGGGCCAGGGGAAGUCGAGCAGCAGCGCUCUGACUGGAGUCCUGUCUGCAAAGCAAGUUCAGGAUUUGCUCUCGGAGGAUCACGGGUGCAGUCUCCCAGCGACGCCGCAGUCCAUUUCCGACCUGAAGUCCCUGGCCACGGCCCUGCUGGAGACCAUCCAUGAGAAGAACAUGGUCAUUCAGCACCAGAGGCAGACCAACAAAAUCCUAGGGAAUCGGGUGGCUGAGUUGGAGAAAAAAUUAAGAACCCUGGAAGUUUCUGGUUUGUGGAGUCUCCCAGGGGGCAAGGACACCAUACUGUUCGGCGACCCUACUCUUCCCACCAGACAGAGGGCGAGAUCCCCGCUGCUGAAGUUUGAGCCGCCCGCCCAGAGCAAGGCCAACGCCAAGGACGGGGAGGCUCCGAAGCUGGAAGGAGAUGGAAGCCGUGCGGCUGCUGCCCAGGCGGUGCCAGCCCCUGAGGAUGCUGGGGGUCCUGCUCUCCGCUCCCCCGCACACCCGAGCCCCGGGAACCAGCACGAGCGCCUUCAGUCUGCCUCGCCCCCGGCGCCUUCUGAGCAGGAUGAAGAAGAGAGGCUGGGGAGGGAGAGCCUGACACUGACAGCGGGGCAGCUGGCCCCGGGAGCAGACGGGAUCGGAAGAGAGUGCCCCCGUGUGGAGGGGCAGGGCAGCGAGGUGGGCCUAGCCGCCCCCGGCGCCGCCAGCCACGGGGAGCCCCUGAAGUCUCGCCUGGACACCCCGGAGUCCACCCAAGCUCCCGCCCUGGGAGAUGGCCUGGGGCUCCCAGGGGCCGGAGGCACGUGAGAGGCCAAGCACUGGAGGCAAUGACAUGUUGGAGGCGCCAGGGAAAGCCUGCAGGCCAGAGAAGCCCCGGACCCCUUGUGACCUGUGAACCAGCUAAUGAUGGCAGAAGGCCCUGAGUCAUUAAAUGCGGGACCUCAGG